GGUUACACAGCCAAAGAAGUGUUUCCAAGGGGGCGCUCACAGGUGAAACUUCCCCGAAACACUAGACAGAGCUGCGCGCGUUGAGUGAUCGACCUGGCGGCGACAGGGGAUUGAGCUGCUUUCGUGAGUGACUGACCAAGUGAGGAAUCGUCUCCGUGAAGAAGGACGCACGCACAGACACGACUGCAACGAACCAUGGAUUUGCCGACCAAGCCCAUGAUGAAGGUCGAGUACGACAGCUUUGACAUCUUGGCCACACUCGGCACAGGCACGUUUGGCCGUGUCCGUCUCGUCAAGCACAAAGAGAACAACAACUAUUACGCGCUCAAGAUUUUGAAAAAGUGCGAGAUCAUUCGACUGCAGCAACUGCACCACAUCAAAUGCGAAGUCGAGAUUCUGAGCAAGAUCGACCAUCCGUUCAUAGUCAACUUCCUCGGGAGCUUCCAGGAUGAGAAGCGCCUGUACCUCGUGCUCGAGUACGUUCCAGGCGGCGAACUCUUUUCGUACUUGCGCAGGCAAGGAAAGCUCUCGGAUGAUGCGUCACGGUACUACACGUCCCAGCUCGUCCUCGCCAUCUCGUACCUCCACGGCCUGCACAUCAUCUACCGCGAUUUGAAACCCGAGAACUUGCUCAUCACGCACGACGGCAGCAUCAAGAUCACCGACUUUGGAUUUGCCAAACGAGUGGAAGACAAAACGUGGACGUUGUGUGGAACCCCCGAGUACUUGGCUCCCGAGAUCAUUCAGAGCAAGGGUCACGGCAAGUCGGUCGAUUGGUGGGCGAUCGGAGUCUUGAUCUACGAAAUGUUAGCAGGGUACCCGCCAUUCUACGACGAGAACCCGUUUGGAAUUUACCAAAAGAUCUUGACGGGCAAGGUCGAAUACCCGCGAUACAUAGACAGCAAAGCGAAGGACUUAAUAAAGAAGCUGCUCACGCACGAUCGUACGAAGCGGCUCGGGUGCCUGCGAAACGGGGCCGAGGACGUGAAGAAGCACAAGUACUUUUCCAACGUGGACUGGAAUGUCGUGAUUUCAAAAGGCGAGACACCGCCGUAUUUGCCGCCGAUCCAUGGCCCUGGUGACCACGGCAACUUUGACCAGUACCCGGAAUCGACAGAAGACACGGCCGUGGCUCUCACGGGCGACGACAAGGCAGCGUUCGAUGCGUUCAACUUGUUUUAGCCAAGUCGUCGUCGUCGUCGGUCCGUGUGCCCCACACCGCCACAUUGCGUUGAGCAAGUGUAUCAAUUAGCCCAAGUUAGGAGACUGACUAAUUCACCCCUUUGUUUCGUUUUCUUGAAAGA
This is a messenger RNA of Aphanomyces invadans, 1304 nucleotides long. RefSeq names its product AGC/PKA protein kinase. Bases 196 to 1182 code for a protein of 328 amino acids. The transcript has 4 exons. Gene Ontology annotation, biological process: protein phosphorylation. The record is from RefSeq and is a predicted model, not a curated record. Gene Ontology annotation, molecular function: ATP binding; protein serine/threonine kinase activity. Lineage: Eukaryota; Oomycota; Saprolegniomycetes; Saprolegniales; Verrucalvaceae.